GCGAAAUGGAAGGCAAUCCUUAGUAGGUAGCUUGUCCUCUUCAAUUCCAAGGUUAGAUAUACACCGCCGAAUUUUCCAGAAACACGCAGUUCGACGUCACCCCGCGCAGCUUUGUCCUCGUCCACGUGAUAGUUGAACCUCUACGUCUCUCAAGAUACGACAAAACAACUCGUUCCCGUACCACUGUAGCUAAGCAAAUCAGCCACCAUGGGUUCCGUCGUGUUGCCGCAUUUGAGCACCGCCUGGCACGUCGACCAGGCCAUUCUCUCCGAGGAGGACAGACUGGUGGUCAUCCGAUUUGGUCGCGAUCACGACGUCGAUUGCAUGCGCCAAGAUGAGGUGCUUUUCAAGAUCGCUGAGCGGGUGAAGAACUUCGCGGUCAUUUACCUCUGCGACAUCGACGAGGUGCCCGAGUUCAACACCAUGUACGAACUCUUCGACCCCAUGACCAUCAUGUAUUUCUACCGCAACAAGCACAUGAUGUGCGAUUUCGGAACCGGUAACAACAAUAAGUUGAACUGGGUGCUCGAGGAUAAGCAGGAGUUGAUCGAUAUUAUCGAGACCAUCUACAAGGGGGCCAAGAAGGGUCGUGGUCUGGUCGUUAGUCCCAAGGAUUACUCGACGAGAUACAGGUACUGAGCUGGGUGGGCGUGUUGUGCAUGGGAGGUUUCUGCCUUCUGCCUGUGUUAAUGAUAUGAGUUAUGAGCGCGUGGACUUAUUAGAAGGCCUUGGAUUCUAGUUUGAGUUGAAUGUGAACUUUGAGGGUCUGC
This is a messenger RNA of Aspergillus heteromorphus CBS 117.55, 770 nucleotides long. Its product is annotated as DIM1 family thioredoxin-like protein. NCBI's taxonomy places the organism in Eukaryota, Fungi, Ascomycota, Eurotiomycetes, Eurotiales, Aspergillaceae. The transcript has 5 exons. The record is from RefSeq and is a predicted model, not a curated record. Gene Ontology annotation, biological process: mRNA splicing, via spliceosome. Gene Ontology annotation, cellular component: spliceosomal complex; U4/U6 x U5 tri-snRNP complex; U5 snRNP. Bases 208 to 639 code for a protein of 143 amino acids.